Elgaria multicarinata webbii is the source of this 933-nucleotide messenger RNA. Its product is annotated as olfactory receptor 5V1-like. The transcript has a single exon. The record is from RefSeq and is a predicted model, not a curated record. Gene Ontology annotation, biological process: G protein-coupled receptor signaling pathway. Gene Ontology annotation, cellular component: membrane. NCBI's taxonomy places the organism in Eukaryota, Metazoa, Chordata, Lepidosauria, Squamata, Anguidae. Bases 1 to 933 code for a protein of 310 amino acids. Gene Ontology annotation, molecular function: olfactory receptor activity; odorant binding; G protein-coupled receptor activity.
AUGGAGAAAGCCAACAUAACAACCACAAAUGACUUUUACCUGACUGGACUGUCUGAUCUGCCAGAAGUGCGGAUCUCCCUCUUCGUUAUGAUUCUGCUGAUCUACUUGAUCACUCUGGCAGGGAACGGGGCGAUCCUCAUGGCAAUUGGGACAGAUGCUCAGCUCCAGACCCCCAUGUACUUCUUCCUGAGUAAUCUAUCUAUGCUGGAUGUCCUUUGCCCAACUGUCAUUGUACCAAAGAUGCUCCAUAUCUUAUUGUCAGAGGACAAGACAAUGUCAUUUGCUGGUUGCACGCUCCAACUCUUCUUUCUCAUUGAUGUAGUGGGCACAGAAAUUUUGUUGCUAGCACUGAUGGCGUAUGACCGCUAUGUGGCUAUAUGUAGUCCUUUGCACUACGCAAACAUCAUGAGUAAACGGUUGUGUGCUCAGCUGGCUGCUGGGACCUGGCUAACAGGCUUUAUCAAUUCCAUGGUUCAUACCUCACUGACUUUUUCCUUAUCUUUCUGUGGGUCCAAUAAAGUUAACCAGUAUUAUUGUGAUAUCCCCCCAGUGAUGGCCCUCUCUUGCUCUUCUACCUUCCUCCCUGAAAUGGUUCUUCUUCUUGUAGCUGGUAUUUUAGGAGGUGGUGCUUUCUUUGUCACCCUGAUCUCUUACAUCUAUAUAAUUUCUGCUAUUGUGCACAUGCGCUCUGCUGAAGGCAGGCGCAAAGCCUUUUCCACUUGUGGUUCUCACUUGACUGUAGUUUGCCUGUUCUAUGGGACCACCAUUGCCACUUAUGUUCGUCCCACAUCUACCUAUUCACCAAAGCAGGACAGAAUUGUUUCCAUGCUGUAUGGAGUUCUUACUCCCAUGAUAAACCCUAUGAUCUACAGUCUGAGGAAUAAGGAAGUUAAAAGGGCCUUGAUCAAAGCCCUAAGUCUGAAAAGAUUUUAA